AUUGUUAUUAAGUGGUUAAAAUGAAAAAAAGAAGUACAGUCUGGAUUCGUGAUGGUAAAAAUUCAGCUGUAAUACUCGCUGGCUCUCUGUUCCAAAGUUUCUUUCUAUUCUCAGCUCAUACAGCGGUGCCCAUGGGCAACAGGACAAAUAACCUUCAGAGCAUCAUUCCUUUCUGGAUCCAGUUCUUUACUCCUCUGCCCUCCAGGGGCCGCUGUGUUUCCCGGAAUGCGCGCGGGAUGCUUGGUGGCCUCGAGACCGUCGCCAGGCAACCGCGUGCGUACACCCCGCAGGCCGGCCGGGGUCGCGUCAAUAUGGCGGCGCAGGGCACCAGCUCUAGCCCUCUGUCGGGCACGUCUGCCACAUCCACGUCGCCCCAAGAACUGCCAUCGACCACACCCCUGACUUCGACUGCAAUUUCAGAGUCGCCCCGGGAGUCGAAGGCGAGCUCCCCGAGCCCGCAGCCUCAACGAGCCAGUCCCGAGGACCCGUUGCCCAUCGCCGCGUUUUAUGGGCCGUUGGACGCUAAAAACCCGCUCCUCGCCUCUUUCGAGAAGGAAAUUCGGGAGUUGUUAGGCUUUAUGAAGAAAAAGCAGGUUUUAGCGACGACGGCGGAAGAGAAGCACGAAUUCCAUCGGCGUUGUGCCACCUCUUUGUUUAAUAUCUGGACCAAAUACGCCCCCCGGCUGCCAGAUGACUAUUACAACGAAAAGCUUCUGAAGGUUGGAGAUAGCCUUUGUCAAAUGAAAGAAUACAAACUGGCUCUUUGGCAGUGCUAUGGAAGAUAUCUUCAGCAGUUUUGUACCAAUUUUGAUGAGGAUAAAGCAGAUGCGAGACAAUUCAAAACUGUCUUUUUUCCAAAAGGCUUUGGAGAUAAAACUGCUGCACUUACAUUUCAUGCUUUGAGUGCCAAAAAUAUUUGCAAUUACCAGCUGCUCUGUGAUGCUGAUGUCAACCUGCAGAAUAAAGAAUCUGUGAGCCAGUGUCUGUCUAUCUUGUUCUCCUUAAGGCUCAUCAUGGAGGUAGCUCUCCCACAAGAGCACCUUUGUUGGAUUAUCUUCAAUGGCACCAUUUAUAUUUACACCAUUUGCAGGAAACUGAUGAUCGUAGGUCAGUCCUCCAAGGCCUUGGAAUACCUGCUGUGGGCCAGCAUGUGUAUGGAGUCCUCGGUCUCGCUCCUGUCUGUCAGGUACUUGACAUGGAGAGCCACCCUUUACACUGCUGUUUGCCAGUGCUACUAUGACUGCCAAGCGGGUGUCCAUGGGGAGGCAUUUGCUCGGCGUGGAUUAGCUAAAAUUGAUGAGUUAAGGCAACUGGAAUUAAUGAGUUCUUCACAAUCACAGGAUGAAUCCAAAAGAUAUUUUAGAGAGGCUACGAUAAAGAUGGCGGUGAUGAUCUUCAAAAGAGGAGUAUUUGAAUCUAGAAGAAAAGUCAAAACUAUCUUUAGACCAAAGAUAAGACUUAAUCUAAAGGAAGCUCAGAGUUUGCCGUGGCCACGUACCAUCACAGACCGGCUGUUAGAUGAAAUGUUUGAUAACUCCGCAUCCCGCUUUCUGGCUGUCUUGGAGGCUCUUUCUGAUCCAAACAGGCGAAUACUACAAACUGGUCCUGUUGUAUCUGAUGAAGUGGAACUUCGUGAUGUUGUCUCAGAACUGUUUAUAGCUGGGAAAGAACUUUUAAUAAUUUCAAGUAUUGGUCCGAGUGGAACGAUUGGUUUUCCCAACACACCUCUUACGGAAAGAACAAAUGUUAUUUCUCUGGAUGCUGCUGUAAAGUUUAUAAAAUUAGCAUUUACUUAUGAAGAAUGGGGUUUAUUUGAAUCUUUAGCUAUGCAGCUUAUUUAUUUUCUCCAGAGGCAGGAUGAUCCACAGUCAAAGCAAGCAGAGAAGGAUUUAACUCUUCUGAUUGCAAUCGAACCACUAAUCAACCUAAAGAAAAACAAAGGUUUGAUACUUCCUUUGGACAGUUAUAAAGAAGGAGAGUCAGCUCAAAUUUAUUUAAAGCAUCUAGUUUCACAUGAUUCUUAUGUGAGGAAUUAUGGAUAUUCAGAAGAUAUUUUUCAUUUGGCAGCUGUCCUGUAUGUCUGUGUCUGUAACUCUCCCCAGGAUGUUCAGCCUGAUAAAGAAAUAGUUGUGGACAUGAUAAUGUUCCUAUGGCAGAAAUGCAAAUUAGGAAUUCAGAAGAUCAUUAUGUCCAGAAACGAGUAUAAAAAAUUCACCCAGAAAAUCCACAGUAAUAAGUGGUUUUAUCUUCUGUGGCAGAUAAAUGAAGUGAUUCACAACUAUAAAUUGGAAGACAUUGACAUUGCAGUGGUGGCAGAGGUCACAUUACGAUUAAGUGAAAUAUUAGAGUUUUUAGGAAGCCCAAGAAGAAAAUUUAAAAAAUAUCCAGAUGUACCUUUAAAAACAGAGAUUAAGAUAUUCCCUGGGACUCCAAAAAGAAUCAUGGAAGUUCUUCCAAUAUUAAAGAAAAGUCCUGUGGAACAAUUGUUUUUUGCUUAUGAACUUCUUGACAAAGUAAUUGGUGUGAUGAAUUUUAAUUGUGUUUUAACUACUUUGCCAAGUGGAUCACCAGUAAUUGACCACUGCUAUGUCAAGUAUGCCCCUGAGGUUGAUGGAAAUUGUUACAAACCAAUCACAGCAAAUACUUUCAUAAUGGAUUUGCAUCUUGAACUAAUUCAAGCUCAGCACAGGAUAGCUGUUGUACUUCUCGACCAAUUGCAAGUUUUGCAGAUUCCAACUUCGAGCAAAAACAUUUCUGCCAAAGGUUCAGAAAAGCAAAAACAAUCCAGAAGUGAUGAUUGUUUUACAGAAUUAACUGUAAUGAAUAAAAUAAAGAAGAACAAACUAUCCAAAGCAAUUUACUUAAUGCAGAAAGCUCUUGUAUUAUAUGAGAAAGAGGAAACCUGUACAACUUCACAGAAAUUUUUGAUGGAAGCAUAUUCUUUAAUUGAGAAAGUUGAAGCAGAACAAAAUGCCCUAUAUUCAUAUCAGAAAUGUUUGGAAGGCUUAAAAAGGAAGAAGACCAGGAUUCCUCCUCCCCCUCUUCUGCUAUCCCGAACACAUUGUUCUGUGACACUGAAACCUACUCCAUUUAUUUCUGAUGUUAAGGUGGCCUGGUACUGCAUUUUGGGUUGUAAAGCACAAGGAAGCUAUGGGAAAGUGAGGCUCAAUAACAACCAUCUCCCAAAUUCAGGAGAAGUGAUUCCAGCUGAUGGUAAAAGCAUUUUUGAAGUGAAAGGUUUGGAAACUAAUGAAAAAUAUAUAUUUGCGGUUGCUGCUUAUUCUUCUAAUGGGAAGCUUGUUGGGGAUGCUAUUGGGGAGACAACUAAACCAAUUUUGGUUUAUCCACCUCUUUCUGCUGUUACUGCUCGGAUGUAUCUGACACAGGUUGCCUAUCAGGUUGAUAACUAUGAGUUGGCUAAGAAAGUUUUCUCACCAGUUUGGGAUUAUUUUGUUGCCUCACCACUCCAGGAUGAACAAUCCUCUAUUUGUUUGAGAAAUAUAAUGACUAUUACACAGAGAAGAUUAUAUUCAGAUAUUUUGGCAGAGACUUCUUCAAUCCUUUUAUACCUUUUUCUUAGAAAUAUCUUUGUCACAAGUGACAUUAAAAUUAAAGAAGAAAAUCUUUUCUGUGAUAAUAUCAAAGGCAGUGAGGUUUUCCCUGCUCAGCAAGUUGCUAGACUGACUGAAUGUGAGAGAAUAUUAGUGGCAUUGGAACUUAGCAUCUUUUUGAAUGAUUCCAGUUAUGUCCUUCAAGCUGUGACUCAGUGUUAUGGCCUCCUUGCUCCUAUAAUAUAUCACAAUAUUGUUUUGGUACCUGUUGUACAGAUCUUGAUAAAGUGCUUAGUGGUUUUGCAAGGAGUUCUGAAUGUUGUCCACUUGAAGAAAAAUAUUUCGAGUUUUGAAAGUAUACAGCACAUGAUAGCUUGUUGUAUCUACUAUGUAAUAAAGAUUCUACGUUCAUGGAAGGAAUAUGAUAUGGCAGCAAUGGUUAUAAAUUAUGGAAAAAAGAUGUUGGACAUCACAACAGAGUGCAGGUCACUAUUUGGUAAGAAUGAUCCAGAAGAAAUACCAGAUGAGGGUUCGUCUAAGAAAUCUGUAAAAACUAAGAAGCCACAACAGAUAUUGUUGCCUGAAAAAUUAAAUGAACAAUUGACCUUGUUGGAGACACACCUACUCAAACUGAUAAAACAAUAUGUUGCGGCUGAACUCUCAGGAGGAGAAGACCCUAUAUUUCUUUACCCUGUGGUUUUAAAUUGGUCAGUGAAAGGUGCUGUGAAAGAAGUUAUGAAAUUUAAGCACAGACCUAGAUUCCUGGAAUUUUUUACUCAAGUUAUGCUUAAAUGCCUGAAUGAUGAAAAAUUUUCCCUUUUGUUGGAGAUAACAAUUCCUGUCCUUGACUUCUUGAAAAGGAGGAAUGAAUCCCUAAUUGGACAAAGAAGAAUAAAAUAUAGGGACAAUUUUGCUUAUAAAAAGGCAAAUGUACCUUCAAAGAAGUUUAAAGCUGUAGUACUAGAGAUUGGAAGAAAUACAGAUAUAUCAUCAAGGAAAAGAAACAUUAAAAAGGAAACUCUAAGAGAUUUUUAUUCAAAAAAUCCAAAUAUUUUGGAAAUUCCAGAAAAUGAAAGAAAUAAGAGACCCGAUGUUAGAAAAAUAGCACAACGAUACCUGAUGAUUCACAUGAAUCCACUAAUAUUAGAUUAUAUUAAAAGAAAAAGGUUUCAUCAAAUAGUUCUUGAAGAGAUGCCCUGGAGAGCUCAGAUGAACCUGUAUCUGGCAAUCACAUGCUACAACCUGCUUUUACAAAAGCUAGGAGAGUGCACGAAGACGAAACCUGGCAUUUCACACACAAUGGUCAGUUUCCGAUCAUGUGAUCCUAAUAUGUUCUCACUAUAUAAUUCAGGAACAGUAUUGCCAACGGCAAAACUGACUCUGGAAAAUUAUAAAACAAUGCUUGAUUUCCUACUUACAGCUAAAAGAAGAAAGGCCAACUUACCAUCAGAUGCUGAAGAAUUUUCUACAUUUGUGAAUUCCAAAGCUAGUGAAGAUAAUAUGUCUAAGACACAACCAGUUUAUGAAUUGGUCUCUCAAUCAGCUCUUAGUGUCAGAGAAAAGGACCGAGCACAUUUGGAACUGGAUUCUUUUAUGAGAAUCUUUUUAUAUUGCAGGAGAGCCAUGGUUCUUGCUCAUCGUGGUGGCUAUUGGACUCUGCUUCAGAACUGCUGUCGGGCCUUUUGGAACUUUACUCAGGAGCUGCAAAUACUUCUUAAACAGGCAGUAGAUCUUUAUAAAACAUUUCCUGUUAGCCAGGAUACUUUCCUCUGUAUCUCAGUUUUACCAUUCUAUUUGGGAGCAGAAUUACUUAUUGACAUGUUAAUACAUCUACAAAAUAUCGAUUCUGUAAAGUUCAUUGAAGACAAAGGAGAGUUCAUUGUUCCAAGCUGUUAUGGGAAUAUUAAACAUGAUAAUGGUGGUUCUAGCCUUUCUUUUGAGCAUCCUUUGGAUGAUGUAAAUGUGGUUGAUUUGAAAUGGAUCCAUGACUUUGUAUUAAAAUCUCUGGAAGUUUUAUAUCAAGUGGAAAAAUGGGAAACACUAGUAUCGCUUGCCAUUCAAUUCAACAUAAUUUCACAUGAGAGGUACACAGAGCAGGUGACACCACUUCUGGUAUAUGCACAGCGCCAAUUGCUUCUGAGAAUACAGAAGUUCAAGGGCCCAGAUAUUACCCAGCAAGCUUGUGCAAGAUAUGAGGCCGAGUAUGGAGAGAAGAUUACCUGCCGAAAUUUCAUUGGAAAGCAGCUCAAGAUUGAUCCUUCAAUCAGUAAGACAAUAGAUAUAGGGGAUGGUACAAAUUUCCUACAAGUGAUUAUCUAUUCAGAGUAUAACAGAGCCAAACAGAUCAUCUGUGUGCCCGUGGAUGUGACAGACACUUUGAGAUGCUUUAGAGAGACCCUGGAAAAAUCCAAAUACCAUAACAGAUCAAUCCGACACAGCAGAAAGUUGCUUUCAUUAUUUCUGGCACAGACACAAGGAGAUAGAACAGGAAUCAACAAUUUAAAACUCACGCCUGGGAAGGUGGAAUUUUGUCUGGGAACAGAAGAGAUGCACAUGUCAACACCUCCUAAUCUUUCUCAGGAGCACUUCAGAGUUUUUAGUUCAGUGGAGAAAAGCAAACUUCCCUAUUCACAGCUGGGAUUGGUAAUUUCUUCUUAUCACCAAAGUAUUGAUGUUCUCCAUGCCAGCAAUCAAAGAAGUCUUAAAGUUCAGGCACUGCAUACACUUGGAAAUCUUCUCAUCUUUGCAGAAAAGAAAAGGGCUGCUUUUAAGUGUUGGUGUCAAGCUCUUGAUGAUAUAUUCAGAAAACCAGAUGUGCUACAUACAUGGAAAGAAUUUGUUCCCUCCUCCACCAGUGCCCCCAACAGUUGUUCACCUCAGACCUUCAAAGACUACAGUGAGGAAUUUCUAUCAAAAGUUGGCAUUUGGGGGUGUCUUCAAGGUGCAGUCAUAUCCGCAAAGAUAGCUCAAUUUAUUAUAACCCUGAACGUUAACAAGAGAAUCAGCUGCUGCAUUUUUUCUGCAUUACUCUUUCAGGGUUUGCUUCGAACCACACUUCCACAUCCUAAAGCUGAACGUUGUUAUGCUCAGUAUGAAAUCACUCAGCUUCUCCCAGGCAUUGAACUCUUCUCCGAUAGACACAGGGCUGAUAUCUGCUCUGUAGUUGCAAGCUUGUAUUACAUCAUACGUGAACUGCACUAUGCUAAGCAAAAUCUAAUGGUGGUGGCAGCUCUGGUGGUUUCUGUGAAAAUCCGAUGUAAAGGGGUCCUGUCGCUCGCUCUGAGAUGUUGUAUUCCAUCGAGAUUUAACUUAAAAUCUUUUUUUUCUUUACAGAUAGAAGUCCUAACAGAUUUGCACUUCUUUUCUGAGGCCUUUUAUGAGUUAACCCUGAUAUUUUAUGGGAAAAAUAUGCCUUGCCCAGUGCCUUCUGGUUUUAAAGCUACUGGAAAAAUUAAGUUGUUUCAGUCAUUUGAUUCAGGAAAACCUCUUACCAACAAAGAAAACAUACAGGCACUUGAUGAAUUAAUAAAUAGAGGCUCGCCUGUAGUUCUGGUUAUGAUUGGCCAACAGCAUCUUCUAAAUAAAUUUUAUAUGGUUAAGGCACACUUUCUCAUAAGUAUGGCUGCAACAAUAAAUUCUGUACCAGAAAAUUCACUGAAAGCUAUCUACCACGGAGCUAACCACGGUAGCUUUGAGAGGAACAAACCAACUCUCUCUAACUUGAAAGAGCUAUAUAUAAAGGAUGAUGGAGGCUCAUUGUAUCAGCUUACAAAAUUUAAAGAUGAAUUCACUCUUAACAUGCUAAAGACAGUUUUACUGAUGGAAGCUGAAGAGAGGCUAAACUUCCUUGUGUCCGAGGUGGAACAUCCAGGCCACAAGGACCUGUCUCAUUGUUGUGCUGCUGAGUUGGAGAUUGUGGUGGAAGCCCGUCUUCAUCUGGCAGCAAUUGCCCUGCAGAGACACCGGGCAGCAUACAGUGCUGCAAUAGUAUAUUCCACACUUAAACUUCUGCAAGAUUCAAAACUUUUUAAAAAGAAUGUAACGAAAGAUGAUGCAGAGAAGCCCCUUUCUCCAGGCACUUCUACCUCAGAAAAUAAAGAUGAUGAGUUUUUGGACCCUGUUUCCCUGAAUGCUCGAGAAUAUUUCAACAUUCAUCUGUGGUUGAGGUGCCGCUUAGCACUGGUGACUGCUUUUGUCUCACAAAUUCGCGGCAUUGGAAUUGUGAAAGAGAACGAUAUGACAGAUUGUUUGAGCCUCAUCCGUGAGUUAUACGUGGAAGCAAAAAGUGCAGAGGACUUAGAACUACAGGCUGAAUUCUUGAUGCAAGCUGUAAUCCUUGGCCUGCAAGAAAAGCAUUUAAAGGCAGACAUCAUCACAGACCUUCAGGAUAUAAUACAUUUGCUUGAAGGAAAAGAAUUUCUUUCUCCUCGAUCUUUGUUAACUCUGGCGAAAAGCCUUGUUCUACUGGAUGACUUAACAAAAGCUGAGAAAUUCAAGGAAUCUCCCUAUUCAAAACCAGACAAGUUACAAUUUUUGACCCAGGCUCACAACAUUAUUAUUGAACAGAUGCUAACUUUUGGGGAAACAAUUGACUUGCAUUUAUCAAACACUGAAUAUAAAAAUCUAUUACAACCUUUGAAAAAUAUCUAUCUUCCUCAUGUUAUGUUACUGGCCAAAAUAAAAAUGAGAAUUGGACAUACAUUAGCCAAACAGGUAUAUAACAGUAAUAAAAAGAAGGACUCCUCCAAGUGGUUACCUGCUCUUCAUCUUUUUGAUGUUGCACUGAGGCUCUGUAAGAUAACGGCUAUGGAGGAAUAUGAGGUAGAAGCUGAAAUCCUCUUUCAGAAAGGCAAAAUAGAACGUCAAAUAAUGAUGGAAGAGAAAUCUCCAACUUUGCAACUUGAGAGUUUAUAUGAAGCUAUACAACUCAGCUUGAAAAAUGAUCAAAACUCAGGAUUGAUAAGAGAUUCCUACCUCGAACUGGCCUUAUGGUAUUUGUAUCUGAAGAAGCCAAAGAGAAAGAGUUCAGCAACACCAUUAGCACUCAAGCUUCUUUUCAGAAGGCAUAGUUCUAUUAAGGAAUCAACAAUAGAUAUAAUAGAAAUAUACAAUUCACUGGUCUGGAUUGCAAUAAGGGCUGCGGCACAGGUCAGUGAAGCUGUGCUAGCAAUUAACCUACUUAUUGGAAAGAAGAAUGCUAGAACUGACGAAGUCAAUCAAAUGGUAUUGCCAAAUAUCCCAGAGUUUGCCACUGUGGACAUUUUGUCUUCAUACACAGAUUAUUUGCUUGCAUCUGCAAAGCCAGUAUCUGGAAUUUCCUUGCCAGAUGAUACGCUUCUCACAUCCCUUUACAACUCCGAACUGAUUUUACGUGAAAAAGAAAUGCAUUUUUUUCUUAAAAGGCACUUACAGCUGUAUUCGUCCUCUUGUAUUGAUGAAUUCCCAAAAGAACUUUUUCUAGGAUUGGAAAAACCACAUCUUGCAGAGAGAGUCCUAUAUGACACAAUAGCCAAGAUAUAUCAUGACAGUUCCCUGCAGUCUAUCUUUUCUUCAAAACUUCUUUCCAGUACAUCUUCUGUGGACGUUACGUCAUCAGAAAUGGUAGUACCAACUGUAAACAAAGAACUUUGCUUUCAGUGGUACAUUCCUCCCCUGGAAAGACCUCCAAAGGAAGGAGAACCUAUGGUUUUAUUAUUGUGUGCAUACAACACAAAGCUCUUGAAGAGUUCAGAUAUUAAACUUUCCAGUUGGGGCAACAUAUUUGUUGACUCUUUCUGGAUUCCACUGAACAGGGUUAUUUCAGUUCAUGAGAAACUUUCUAAUCUUGCACAAAUAGCUGAACUAUCAUUGCCAGCAACUCCUGAAAAUACUGCAAAUGAGGAUAUAUAUAAAGUGGAUGAAACAGAAGAGAAACCAAUUGGUAAAGAUAUAGAAAACAUGAUUCUUGAAUGCUGCUCUGAAAUAUUAGCUCUGUUUUUGAGUGACAGAGAGCCAACACCAUUAACUGAGGUACCAUUUGAUAUCUCGCUGCCUUCUAUAUUCAAUCUUGAGAGACUUUUCGAUCUUGCUAAUGGCUGUAUUAUAUCAGGAGGAAGCCUUUUCAACUGGAUAGUGUCGAUUAUUUCAUGACCUUCCUUUCCAGGGGAUGAAUAAAACUGAGAAAUCAAUCAAAAGUGUGACAUCAGAUUGAAGAAUUUUUAAACAGUAUCUAUGAGCCUUUGGAAAUGUGGUGAGAAGAAAUGAUUAUGAUUCAAUAUACUGCUUCCACAGAAAGUUCCCAUUCAGACUUGGAUCUUACCCCAUCUGAUUACUUAUGAUGUAUGCAGAUACUCCAGAUAUUGUUUUGAGUUUUUGCUAUUAUUUACACUUUUGUAAGUUUCUUUAGUUUGCUUUUAUUUUGUCCAACUAAUCAAUUUUCUUAGUGUAUUGCUUCAACUUCCUGAUUCUCUCCUGUGUUUUGAAAAGAAUAAACAUUUGACUAAAUUAAAACUACAUUCUGAUAAA
Molecule: messenger RNA, 10055 nt
Organism: Ictidomys tridecemlineatus (thirteen-lined ground squirrel)
Lineage: Eukaryota; Metazoa; Chordata; Mammalia; Rodentia; Sciuridae
Source: RefSeq, a predicted model, not a curated record